GUCAUUUGUCAUUCUUCAGCCGUCAUUCGCAGUUGCUUUUAGUUGCUAUUAAAUUAUAAUUAGAGGCUAGAGAUCGUUUAUAACAAUGCCGAUUUGUUCAGCGUAUGGAUGUUCAGAAAGCGAUAGAAGUAAAACCAGCCUACACUUUUAUAGAUUUCCAACCCGUGAAAAAUCUCCUAGUAGAUAUAAAGUUUGGGUUGAAUUUUGCAAACGAAAAUAUUUCACUCCUACAAGAAAUUCACGAUUAUGUUCAAAACAUUUUAAAUUUGAAGAUUUUAAUCAAUCGGAUAUCAUGAAAAAUAAACUGAUGCCAGAUUUAAAAGUUAGAAUAAAUUUAAAUCCCAACGUUGUCCCUACUAUUAGAAGUAGUACAACAGAUAAUACAUUGACACUUAGUGAACGUAAUAAAAGGGCAGAUCGUAGAGAAUUUAGUCAGUUCACAUCAGAAUUAUUAACUACAAGUACUCCGAAAAAAGUAAAAGUAAUUCAAAGCAACGCGGAUUUCAGUUUAGAACCCAAUGACUGUAGUUUACAAUCAGAAUUUUCUGAAGAACGAGUCAAUCACAAUGAUAUAGGUGUACAGUGUGAUAUAGGGCUAGAAACUUAUCAAAAAGUAGAAAAGAACGAUAAUUUGUCAUUUGAUAUACCGUCCGAAUCCGAAGAUGAAAGUUCUAAUUCUGAGAUUGACUCUGAUGAUGAUAGCCAAUAUGAAUAUAAUCGACAUUACAAAAACAAUUUAUCUACGCAAAAUGAUUUUGAUGAUAAUCGUUGUUUCAUUGUAUUUUGGGAAAAUUUAUCCCAACUUUUCGAAUAUUGUCGUCAAUGUGGUAGUAUGGUUUGUUCUCGACAACAUUUUACACAAGGUGCACUGGUCUCAAUUAUAACUAUAUGUGAACAGGGCCAUAAAUUGCAAUGGUGUUCACAGCCAAAAACAGGUAAGAGACCAGAAGGAAACAUUUUGAUUACUGCGGCUUUAGUACUAUCUGGUAUUCUAUUUUCUCAAUUUAAAGUAUUUUGCUCCGCAUUGAAACUUUCAAUUUUUACUCGUCCAGUUUAUGACAAAAUUAUAAAUAAAUACUUAUUUCCUGUAAUAUGCCGCCAAUGGGAAGAACACAGAAAAAAAAACAUCGACGCUAUAAAGUUAUCAUCAAUUUGGCUAGCUGGGGAUGGCCAAUAUGACUCACCGGGUUUUUGUGCUAAGUACUGUACUUAUUCAGUUAUGGAUAUCAACACGGGAAAAAUCAUAGAUUUUAAAUUAGUUCAAAAGGGCCAAUUUAAAGGGGAUUUAGAAAGGCAAGCCUGUGAACAAUUACUAAUGGAUUUAACUAAUAGUAGUAAUUGUAAAAUCGAGUUGUUUUUAACAGAUAGACAUAAAGGUAUACGUGCAUUUAUCCGUACACAGCAUCCAAAUAUUAAACAUGAAUUCGAUAUUUGGCAUUUAAGUAAGAGUUUAAUGAAAAGAUUAAAACCACUCGAAAAGAAAUAUCCUGAUGCUUUUUUAUGGAAAUCGUCAAUUAACAAUCAUCUUUGGUGGUCAGCACAGACAUGUGAAGGAGAUGAAGAAAAACUCAUUGAUAAAUUUACAUCUAUAUUAAAACACAUAUCAAAUGAGCAUGAGUGGGAAGAUAAUGGUGUAAAAAAGAGAUGCGAGCAUGAAAAAUUAAAUGAAAAUGAAAUACGAAAUAAACUGUGGAUAGACCCAGAAAGCGAAUCAUAUUACGCUUUGAAAAAAAUUAUCAUGGCAAAAGACUUUUUAAAGGAUUUGACACAUGCUACUCAUUUUGUACAUACUGGUAGAUUAGAGUCGUAUCACAAUUUACGAUUAAAAUAUAUGCCAAAACGUAUUCACUUAAAAUACAAAGGUAUGUAUAUGAGAAGUAUCAUUGCUAUACUAGAUCAUAAUAACAAUGUAAAUAAAAAGGAAGUCGGAGAGAAAAUAGUAUUUUCCAAACCAGCCAGUAGAUAUGUCAUAAAAAAAAAAUAUGAAUUAAAUAAAACUGAUGAGUGGUGCAAAAAUAUUAUGCAAGAAGUCCAUGUUCAUAUGAAAGAAAAUAAUUCAAUAUCAGAAAAAUUCAGAGUAGUAGUUUUCAUUUUAAAUAAGUGUUUAUAA
Myzus persicae (green peach aphid) is the source of this 2110-nucleotide messenger RNA. RefSeq lists its product as uncharacterized. The record is from RefSeq and is a predicted model, not a curated record. NCBI's taxonomy places the organism in Eukaryota, Metazoa, Arthropoda, Insecta, Hemiptera, Aphididae. The transcript has 3 exons. Bases 86 to 2110 code for a protein of 674 amino acids.